Messenger RNA from Hypoxylon fragiforme, 1391 nucleotides. RefSeq lists its product as uncharacterized. The record is from RefSeq and is a predicted model, not a curated record. The coding region runs from base 128 to 1222 and encodes 364 amino acids. The transcript has a single exon. Lineage: Eukaryota; Fungi; Ascomycota; Sordariomycetes; Xylariales; Hypoxylaceae.
UACAUAUUACUAUCUUACCUACCUACCUACCUACCUACCCCAUACAUACACAGUACUCUGCAUACUCUCUGAAUAGCCACACAUCUACCUACCUAGGAACCUACCCUAGCAUCUACACUCCCACAAAAUGGCAGCACAAGAACAAAUGUCAGCACCGCCCACGCGAUUCGACCUCUUCAACGACCUCCCCUACGACCUGCGGCGCGCGAUCUGGGACACCUAUCUCGACUCGCUGCCCGCACGGCUCUUCCACGUCAAGGCCAUCCACCCGGAGGGCGACAGGUUCUCGUACUGGCACAGGCCGGCCGCGCCGGCGGGCGUGCAGGUGUGCCGCGAGGCGCGCGAGGCCGCGGCGUCGUACUGCGCCGCGCACGGGUACCGGGAGCUGCGGGGCGCCGCGGCGCUGUCGUCGACGGCCGCCUGGUUCCGCCCCGAGAUCGAUAUAUUGUACUUCGACGCCGAGCACACGUUUGAUGGGGCGUUUUCUGCGGGGGGUGCGUUGGCGCGUGGUGGUGGUGGUGGUGGUGGUAGUGGUGAUGCUCAGCGUCAUGAUCGAUACCCAGGAGAUGAAUACGAUGGUGAAGAUAAGAAAGAUGAGGAUGAGAUAAUGGAGGAUACAGAAUACGAGAGGGAAGAUGAAGAAGAGGAGGAAGAGGAGGAAAACAACCAGCACAGCGCGAUCGACGGCCUGCGCAGCGUGCGCAACGUCGCCUUCCACCACCUGUCGAUGCACGAGGGGGAGAACGUAGUAAAAGUACUCAUCGGCGCGUACGCCGUGAUGCCGUCGAUCGAGCGGGUGCACUGGGUGGUGCCGCAGCGGAGCUGGGAGGGGCGGUCGACGGCGGAGACGGCGCGGGAGCCCGAGUGCUGCCGCGCGCGGGCCGGCGCGCUCAUGGAUAUCCCGACAUUGUACGACGGCCUCUACUACGCCAACAACAUCAUCGGCGAGCACGUCGUCGUCGCCGGCUGGCGGUACAUCCGCAUGCAGCUCGCACAGGUCAUGCGCGUCCUGGGCAGGCUGGGCGCUAUUCCCAAGACUCCUGAGCCUAGGGGGGUUUUUCUCGUCCGCCCGAAGUGUGAGGGUGUUAAAGAGGAGGGGAAGCCGUGCUCGUUUUUGCAGACGAGGGAGGAUGGUAGUGGUAUGGGUGGGGAUAAGAGGGAGGUGUUCGAACGGAAACUCCCGAGCCGGGCGGAUUACGCGAAGAGUUUGAUGUAUCCCUGAAAAAAGGAGAAUCAAGGAAGAAAGAAAGAAAAGAAACAAACAAAACAAGUACCUACCUGCCUAGAAGGUUCGGGAUAACCUGGCGUGGCGUUAUAGGAACGGGAAAGGGGUGAUAUCGGUGUAUUUGUAUUAAGGCUAACUGCUAUCUGGUGUAUGGCAUGUAUGUGUA